AUGGAUUUCGUUACAUACAUAUAUAUCAUUGUAUUAUUACUACUCCAAUCAAAUGAGUGUGCUGAUAAAACCACUCAAGAACAAAAUCAAGAAGGUCAAUAUGAUCCUUUAACAUUAGAACAAUAUGGACCAGAAUUGGAACCUCAACCAAUAUUGUAUUAUGUACCUCAUUACCAAUUUCAACCACAACCCGAUCAACAACAUAUACCUGUAUAUUAUGGACCAGAUACUUAUCAACCUGUACAAUAUCAAGCUCAAGAACAACACACUGAACCAACUUCAAUACCUCAACCUCAACAACCUUAUCAACCUACUCCACCACAAUAUUAUACAGGAUAUGGUCCUCCUCAACAGUAUUAUCAACAUCAACCACAACCAGAACAGUCACAACCAUAUUAUCCUGGACCUCAAUAUCCUGUACAACAACAAUAUUAUCAAGAACCUCAAUAUCAACCAGUACCACAGUAUUAUCCUCCACCUCAACCACAAGAAUAUCAACUACCUCAACAAGGUAUAGGUUAUUAUGGACCUCAAUAUCAACCACAGUAUUAUCCAGGAUACCAGCCUCAACCAUAUCCACAGACAGGAUAUCAACUUCAAUAUCAACAGCCAAUAUCUCAACCACUUCCUCAAGGACCUCCACCUCAUCCACAGCCUCAACAACCAUAUUAUACUGGACCACCUACUCAACCGCUUCAAACACAGGGUCCAGGACCUACUACUAUACAACCUCAACCUCAAGCUGUACAACAUCCACAACCAAGUCAACCCAGUCAAGUUACUCAAUCUAGGCAACCUAUAGGACCACAAUAUCAACCUAGACAUACUGGUCCAUUAAGACAACCUUCAAAUCUUAGACCCGGUAUCUUAGGUCCAGCUCCUGGUACACUUAGAUUUCCUCCACAACUACAAAAAAAACCAAGACAACAAAAUAUUAGAACACCAACACAACGACCUACACAACGACCUACUCAACAACCUACUAAAGAACCUACUCAACGACCUACUAAAGAACCUCCAACUCAACAAACUACAGAACCAUCUGGGUUACAGCCAGAAACUGUUCCAGUAGAAAUUGGAUCAGAUGAAGAUGAAGAACCUCUAGAACCUCCAAAGGGACCUGGAGAUGGUGAUAAACCACCAGAUAAACCUGAAGAAGGAGAGGAUGAAGAUGAUGGAGAUGAAGAUGAUGAUGACGAAGAAGAGAAAAAACCAUCUAAAGAUGUUAAAAUUUGUAAUACAAUAACAUUUAUGAAAAAGAACAGUGAGGGUAAAUUAGUUCCAAUGUCUGAGGGUGACUAUACUGUGAUAUCGUAUAGUGAAUAUAAUAUAAAAUACGUUUUCAAUGCAGAACUCGAAGCAGUUUUAUGCGACGAAGAGACUAUAUUUACUCAUUUAGCUGGUAGAGAUUAUUGCAAAUCAGUGAUUCAUAAAAGGCAUCAUGGUUCAUUUAACUUUCGUCGGGAUGAUGGAUUUGUAUUAGUGAAGUUUAAGAAUGGUAAAUGGAAAUUUAGAGCAAGAAAUAAUCCCGAUUACGUUAGACUCUAUGCAUUAGAUAAUGAGGGUAAAGAGGUUGAACUUGAUGAAAAAAGUUAUUAUUUAAAAUUUACUUCUUCCGGUUCAUUUAAAUAUGAAUUUUUACAAAAUGUUAGAUUAACCAAAUUUAUAAUUAAAGAUAAAGUAGUUUGGGAAAAAACAAUUACAGACAAUCAUCCUUCAGCAGUUGCUGUUACAGAAAGAUUUAAUGCUAUUAUAUAUUUCGACACAUACACUAGAGUAUAUGGCAGAAGAAAAGGAAAGUAUAGGUUUUUAUUCACUAGACCAAAUAUUAAAUACAUUAAAAAAUAG
Messenger RNA from Theileria annulata, 1848 nucleotides. Its product is annotated as Theileria-specific sub-telomeric protein, SVSP family, putative. Bases 1 to 1848 code for a protein of 615 amino acids. Lineage: Eukaryota; Apicomplexa; Aconoidasida; Piroplasmida; Theileriidae. The record is from RefSeq and is a predicted model, not a curated record. The transcript has a single exon.